Messenger RNA from Lytechinus pictus (painted urchin), 4770 nucleotides. Its product is annotated as glutamate carboxypeptidase 2-like. Lineage: Eukaryota; Metazoa; Echinodermata; Echinoidea; Temnopleuroida; Toxopneustidae. Gene Ontology annotation, molecular function: carboxypeptidase activity. Bases 158 to 2389 code for a protein of 743 amino acids. The record is from RefSeq and is a predicted model, not a curated record. The transcript has 19 exons.
GCACAUGAUUGGUUCGUGAUCCGACGACCGUGCAUAUUCGACGAUUGGCUCAUUAGCAUUUCUUUUGUAUUAUUUUUUAAAGCUUCUCUCACUGAUCCCUGAAAUGAGAUGGGAUUCAGAUUCACACUUAUCGUCUCAAUAGGAAGCACAGACAAGGAUGGGAAACGAGAGAGUGGUAUUGGUAGUCGCUGUGAGUGCAGCGAUUGCCGUGGGAAUCGGAGUAGGUGUUCUGAUCGGGUGGUACUCGGGUCCCGAUCGAGUGACGAAUACAUACGAGAAUGCCCGAAGAGAGGCCGAUGAAGCGAUUUCGAGUAAGCUCAUAAACGAAAUGAAUGGUCAGAACUGCAGGGACGUGUUAUGGGCAUUAACACGAGAUCCCCACGUUGCAGGAACGCCACAGAACAAGAAACUAGCUGAUGACAUCCUGGCUAAUUGGACAAGCUAUGGAUUUGAAGCGAAUAUCUACGCUUACAACGUCUUACUCUCAUUUCCAUCAACGGUAGAGGGAGAAGACAACGCGAUCAAAGUCUUCAACGGGAGCGACGUGAUCUUCCAGAGUCAGUUAAAAGAGGCUCCAUUAGACGAUCUAUCCCGGGAAAAAGAGGACCUUAUUUUACCUCCCUUCAACGCUUAUUCUGCCUCGGGCGUACUCUCGGGCGAUCUUGUGUAUGUGAAUUAUGCUCAACUCUCAGACUUUGAAGACCUGCAAGACCUCAAUCCUCCCGUCAACCUUACUGGCAAGAUCGCUAUUGCAAGAUAUGGUAAAUUAUACAGAGGAGACAAGGCUAAGUUCGCUGCACAGUUUGGAGCAGCAGGUUUGAUCCUGUAUUCCGACCCCAAGGAUUAUGCCGUUGAGGGCGCUGAAACAUAUCCUGAUGGUUUAUACCUACCUGGUACUGGAACACAGAGGGGUAGCUGCUUAGAUGGCAACGGUGACCCUCUAACUCAAAGCUAUCCUGCAAUAGAGAGUGCCUAUCGUUUACCCAUGGAGAAGUCUACCAUGCUCCCCACCAUCCCAAUCCAUCCCAUUGGAUACGACGAUGCCAAACUAUUGCUUGAGAAAAUGGGUGGAGAGCCCGUAGAGGACGAAUGGGCGGGUGGUCUAGACUUGACCUACAGAUAUGGCCCAGGAUUUAGAGAGGAAUACGAACAAAUGGAGGUGACAAUGAGCAUCUACACCAAAAACCAGAUGGCAUAUGGAUGGGAUGUGAUCGGAGUAAUCAGAGGAAGCGUUGAACCAGAUCGUUAUGUAUUGAUUGGUAACCAUCGUGAUGCUUGGGGUUUUGGUGCCAUUGAUGCUGGUAGCGGUACAACUGCCAUGCUUGAGAUCAGCAGGGCCAUGAGUGUACUGGUAGAACAAGGCUGGAGACCUCGUCGUAGCAUCAUGUUCUGUAGCUGGGGUGCCGAAGAACAAGGCUUGAUUGGGUCAACAGAAUGGGUUGAGGAAUUCGCUAAGAAUUUGGGAAUAAGAGCUGUAGCUUAUUUAAAUCUUGAUGUUGCCAUGGAUGGUACGUAUGUCCCUAAUAUAGCUUCCACACCGAAUCUGAAUAGACUGAUUUAUGAAGCAACAAAGAAGAUCCCUGCUCCCGGCGAUGACACAAACACGAUGUAUGAUCUGUGGAAAGAACGUGGGGAAAGUGGCACCGAUGGGGAACCAAGUAUUGGUACUCUUGGAUCUGGCUCUGAUUAUGCACCGUUCUUACAGAUAGCUGGAAUAUCGGCAAUGGACUUCACGUACACAUACAAUAGGGAAGCAACACCCGUGGCAUCUUAUCCCUGCUAUCACUCCGUCUAUGAGACCUUCGAACUCGUCGACAAGUACUACGACUCGCAGUUCAGGUACAUCCUGGCGGCUGGUCGUCUCUACGGCGAGGUGAUGAGACAACUUGCAGAUAAUGUCAUUCUUCCUAUGGAUCCGUUAGAUUACGCCGUGACGGUGGCUGGAUACUGGAACAGCCUCCAAACAGGAUACAUCGGUAUACAGAUGGACGCAAACGGCAUAGACUUCACCUAUAUGCUUUCGGCAGUGGGCAACUUUACCUCAGCCGCAACAGAUUUCAACGCUCAGCUCGAGAAUAUCAACAAAGAUGAUCUUUUAGCUGUACGUCGAGUGAAUGAUCAGCUGAUGUACCUUGAGAGAGCCUUUAUUGAUCCUAUGGGUCUAACCGGAAGACCAACAACUAAACAUGUUGUAUUUGCACCCAGUAGUGCCAACGCUUACGCAGGCGAAAAAUUCGCCAGCAUUGUCGAUGCCAUGUACAACAUCCAAGAUCUCCCCGCCGAUCAGGAGCAAUGGGAACUCGUCAAAAAAGAACUCUCAAUCGUCACGUACUUAGUGCAGUCAGCGGCCGACUCUUUGAAACCGGUUGCGUUUCAGCCCCAGUAUUAAAGAGGCCAACUCGUUAAAUUUAAUACUUUCACAGUGUCAUGCAAACGAAAUAUUUAUCAGAACACAUUUUGCUACCAUUUAGUCCUUUAGGUCGGCGACCAAUUCGCUCUUUGUUGCUAAAAAGAUAUUACUCAAAUUGGGAAAAUAAAUCUGAAAGGUCGUCAUCGCUGCAUUAUUGGGUAGCUUUCCUUUUUUUUUUUUUACUUCAAAUGAGAAGACUAACUUGGAAAACCAUGAAAAAAAAAUCGGCGCAUGUCUGAAUGUAAACCAUAUUGGACUUUGAUGCAUCCAUUCGGAUGAGAGAUGAGUGGAUUGACACUGGGUUUGGGAUUGGGAGUUAGGGUUCCUCUGUUAGCUUUGGGAAAUAGACCUUCCUAACAUCAAAGUCCAAUCAGGUGCCGUUUCGUAAAGCUUUUCGUAAGAUAAGAGCAACUUAAAAAAAAGACUGGUGAUCCUUUUUCAUGUGGUAAAUGAUAUUCACCACAAAAUGUUCAUUGGUAAUUAUCUCGUAGAAAGGGUUUCCAGUCGUUCUUUAAGUCACUCUUAUUUUAUGAACAUCUUUGUGAAACACCCACCUAUGCCCCGUCCUACAAAGAGUUGCGAUUGAUCCGAUCAAUCGCAACUAUGGAAAGCCAGCAAAGUCGACAUAUGAAAUGCAUGUUUGUUCAAAAGAUUUUCUAGAUAUGAAUGUAUAUCCAUGAAUUCAUUGAUUUUUUGACAAAUUGGUGUGUUUUCCUUUGUUUACAAAGGAAAUUGUGCAAAUUUCCUGUAGAAAAAAUUAUGACACUGAUUGAUUUCCAAAGAGUUACGAUUGAUUGGAUCAAUCGUAACUCUUUGUAUAAAGACGGGGCCCAGGACUAGUCUGAAUGCCACAGCUAUGAGCCAACGCUAAAUAUUCACACGGACACAUUUUCUGCAGUCGGGUUUAAUUCAAAUUUUGGUUUAAAGUUAUGGUUUUGCUAUGGAUAGCCAAUUAUUGUGACACCAAUAUCUAACAGUACGGAUUGAAUUUACUCAUUUGACAGCAAAGUCCUUCAUAACUUAUUGCGAAAUAUAAUAGGAUAGUUGUCUUCACCAUUAAAGGAUGAGGGAAAGAAUGGGUAAACACAAAAAAUAUUCAAUGAAAUCAAAUUUUUUGACAUUUUGGCUUCUCAUAAUUUUUUUCAGAGUUAGACCAUGACCUAAGUUAAACUGGGCUUCAGAAUACGGGCAAUAGAGUAUGUUUUUCUUUUCCAUUUAGAAUCAUUCUCCAAUAUUUCUCUUUUAUAGAGAUUUUGUUAUCAGAAUAAUAUAAAGCAAAUUGAUUUGUGCGUUUCGCGUUGCAUGACUGACGCAUGGGGCUAGGUCUGUAGUUUUGUGUACUUGAUUAACGCGAACGAUCAUAUCGACGUACUCUAAAUGAUAUAUUUUACUAAUAAUGCAUAUUUAUGAAUGUGUGUUGGCAAUGCUGUGCACUCGAGGGUUUUUUCGUGUUAUUGCGAAUACCUGAGAUACCUGCAUCGUCAAUAACACCAUGAAUUUAAAAAUGUGCAUUAUUUGUUUUAUAAAACGGGUGGGCAUUGUAAAGUUGUAGUGGAAAGGUGCUGCAAAAAAUGAAUAGUGCUGCAUAAAAAAAGUGCACGGCUGGGAGGUUGUGUAAAAUUAAAGCAUGAACACGUGACUUGUAUACGCGCUCACUAUUGGCUGCAUCCUUGAACCCGUUUUAUACAAGUCGUUAGCAAAAGGUAUAACACUUUACAAAUAGUAUUUGACAUAGCAAAACGUUUCGCCGUGUAUGUGCAGUGUACAAUAAAGCAAUACAGUAAGCAGUACGUAUAUCAGAUUUACAGAUUGGUUGUAUUUUGGAAAAGAUUUUCUGUAUAUAUAUAUGAUUUAUGGGGAUGUGGGUAUAGAUUGAUUGUACAGGAAACAAACAUUAGUCCCCUAUGUCUUUUACCAAGUUGGAAACCGGGUUAUUCAAAUUCAUCUUCAUCUAAGUUUCUGUCAAAAGGUUAAAGCACAUUUUGUCCAGAAUUCAAUGUUAUUUACAUGUCUGUACAAAUAAAUAUUUUAUAUCAAGUUCACAGUAACCAUACAACGUUUACUUUAUUCAAUUUCAUAGUUGUGUUGGUUCGGAAAAAUGACUUUAAUAUACAUCAUCAGUUUUUUUUAGAUAGAAAUCAUCUUUGAUGUUGUUGUUAUAUACCAACCCACCAAACACUUAAUCCUACACAUUUACUAAUUGCUUGUCCAUGCAUGUAAUAUAGCUUCCAUUUGUAUUUGGAAAAAUAAAUAAAUGGCUAAAAUGAUGAAUUUUAAUGACGAAAUGAAAUUAAACUGAUCGUUACUUUCUGUACAUUAAUGAUGCAUUUUCGAUAAUAAAAACGAUGAUUAUAAAUAAA